GUAUUUUAUUUGUUUUAAACUUUCAUUUGUACUAGAAUUGAUUAAGUAUACAAAAAUUGAAAUAUUAAUUAUAUUUGUUAUUGGAGUGAAGUCAUAAUUUAAAAAAUGGCAAAUGAUAGAGAAGUCUUAAGGGUGAUUUGGGAAUAUCAACUUCCAGUAUGUUUUCAAGCUGAUCCAGAUGAAAUUGUUGGCUUACAACAACCAGAACCAUUUUAUUUGCUAGUAUCAAGGCUUUCAUACCUGCCAUUAGUAACUGAUAAGGCUCGUAAAUAUUUUACACGCUAUAUUUCCAAUGAACAGCAAGAAGGUGAUGUUUGGUUCGAUUAUAAUGGGAUCCCAUUGAAACUUCAUUUUCCUAUAGGCGUGCUAUAUGAUUUAACACACCGUGAAGAAGAAUUGCCUUGGCCUUUAACUAUACAUUUUACAAAAUUUCCAGAAGAUACAUUAGUAAAAUUCUCUACUAAAGACGUACUCGAAUCUCAUUUUAUGUCUUGCCUAAAAGAAGCUGAUGUUUUAAAGCAUCGUGGCCAAGUUAUAUCGGCUAUGCAAAAGAAAGAUCAUAAUCAAUUAUGGUUGGGUCUAGUAAAUGAUAAAUUUGAUCAAUUUUGGGCUGUUAACAGACGACUAAUGGAAACAAGUGGAGACCAGGAAUGCUUCAAGCAUAUUCCAAUAAAAUUUUAUAAUGAGGAUGGUACGUAUAUUCAAAAAUUAAUUUCACCUGUUUGUGAAUCUGGUCAAAAAAGAAUAUUAAAAGAUUUACUGUCGGAUCUUUCACAAAAUGAAAAACAAGCAAUUGGAAUACGAACUCAUGGCAUUGAUGUACAUGAAGACACUCCAUUACAAUGGAUGUCUGAGCAUUUAAGUUAUCCAGAUAAUUUUUUGCAUUUAUUUGUUGUAUACGAGGCGGCUGCUGUAUGCUAAAAACGAAAAAGGAAUGAGUUAAGUGGAAAAAUGUAAAAAAAAUAUAUAUUUUCUAUAAUUCUAUUUUACGUAUUUGUAUUCCUCCCAAAAAAAAAAAAAAGAAAAACUGGAAUAUUUUUCAUUUGUGCCAGUUAAAGUGAUAAAAAUUAAGAACGUUUUGAAAAAAAAUUUACAACGUUUUGUAUUCAAAAUGUAAAAUUAUUUUAAAUAAUAAUUGAUUUAAUUUCCAUUUAUAAUAAAGCCUCGCAAUGCGCAUUAUAAACUGGAAAGUAUACAUAAUAUGUAUUUAAAAAAAAAAUAUAUUGUAUUUUUAAAAAUGCAAUUUUCAAAGUUGAAACGUUAUGGCUUCGAAAACUUCACAUGUAUUUUAAAUUUACAAUGAUUUAAAAGUUUGAAAAUUUUUAACUUUAAGAAAUGUAUUUUUAAUAAUACAAAUGAAUAGUCAUGGAUUAAAUUAGUAAUAUGAGUGCAAUGAUGAAUAUAAUUGGGUCCAAGUAAUAUUAUAAAUACAUACUUCACAUUUCAUUUCAAAUAAAGAAGGUGUGAACCAGAUAAAAAAGUUUUAAGAAUGAUUUUGAAAAAUUACACAAGAAGCGCUCAAGGCUUUGCAAUUCCAAAUUUAAGAUUUUAAAAGAUUUUUUUCAAAAAAUAAAUUUAGAAAUUUUUAGGGAAUUGUGCCAACACCUCUAAUUAGUUUUAUUUAAAUCAAAUAAUUGUUGAAAGGAGCAAGUAUGGAAGUUUAUAAAACGAAACUUUUCAAAAGAUAAGAUUUUCAGGAUGAGCCGAAUAUACAUAUAUUCUGGAGUUGGUUUAAUACGCAAUAACAUUGAAAAUACUCUUACAUUUAAAAAAUUCUCGUAUAAUAUUUCAAUUACAAUCUCAAAACAUAUAUGUGUAUUUGAAAGUUUUAAAAUGGAGAAGUCGGAACACAAAUUAAUUUCUAAAAAUUUAAUUGCAAAUUUCAAAAAUAAAAACACCAUCAUCUCCAAAUUUUCAAAAUGUGUAUGCUAGGAUUAAAUUGUUUUCAGUUUCCUUUUAAAUGUUUUAUGAAUUGAUUUUAAAUUUCGGAAUUGUUUUAGAUUUUUCUAAAGAAUUAAGAUACGAAUUAAAAUUUAUUAUUAAUUCAUUAUUAAUAUGAUCUGAACAAGAAAAUUAUAUUCAUCAUUAUAUAGAAAUUGGAUUUUAUGUACG
Molecule: messenger RNA, 2112 nt
Organism: Condylostylus longicornis
Lineage: Eukaryota; Metazoa; Arthropoda; Insecta; Diptera; Dolichopodidae
Gene: Atg5
Product: autophagy protein 5
Exons: 7
Coding region: 106-921 (271 amino acids)
Biological process (GO): C-terminal protein lipidation; autophagosome assembly; nucleophagy
Cellular component (GO): cytoplasm; phagophore assembly site membrane; Atg12-Atg5-Atg16 complex
Source: RefSeq, a predicted model, not a curated record